AUGGAGUGAGAGUUGGCAGGGGAAAGGUGUUGUGAGGCAGGACGCCUCUUCUUAUCUGAGCGCGUCUCGCUCGGUGAUUCGGUGUCGCUGGUCCGGACUCCUCCAGCCCACCGCCAGCCUCCACCUCUUUUCUCCUCGGAGCUGCAGGUUGAAGCUGCUGCCGCUGCUCGCUUCCUGUCACAUGGUUGGAAAUCGGAUCCCUGCCUGCUACUAUCUGGUCCCAUCGCUGUGUUGUUCAGAGUCCGUGCGAGCGGAGUGGCGGAGAGACGCGCCGCAGAAGUUCAGGGACUUUACCACAGCCAGACCCGGACCGACGCCUCCUCACCUGAGACUCCUCCACCGCCGCCGCCGCCGCCACCAUGGACGCCCGGUCGCUCACCUCCGCGCUUCUCCUCGCUGGGUUUUUAUCUUCCGCAGCCUUGAAUCACUUCGACACCGAGUGUUACACCGCCAACGGAGAGGACUACAGAGGCUUCCAGAACCAGACCAGUCUACACGGCGGGAAGCCCUGUCUCUUCUGGAACGAGACUUUCCAGCACCCGUACAACACGGUCAAGUACCCCAACGGAGAGGGCGGACUCGGGAGUCACAACUUCUGCAGAAACCCAGAUGGGGACGUUCAGCCGUGGUGCUACAUUGCCGACCACGAGGACAGCAUCUACUGGCGAUACUGCGAAAUACCCACGUGUCAGAUGCCAGGAAACCUGGGCUGCUUCAGGGACAGCGGCGACCCCCCCACCCUGUCGGGCAGCAGCGAGACCUCCAACAAGCUCACCAUCCAGAACUGCAUCAGCUUCUGCCGCCGGCAGAGAUACAAGCUGGCCGGCAUGGAGUCGGGCUACGCUUGUUUCUGUGGCAAUGAGGUGGACGUCCACGACCAGGGCGAGUCACCCAGCAUGGAGUGCAACCACGUGUGCUUCGGUGAUCACACGCAGCCCUGCGGAGGAGACGGGUGGAUCAUCAUCUUCGACACUCGAGUCGGAGCCUGCGGUGGAAACUACACGUCCCCGUCCGACGUCAUCUACUCGCCAGACUACCCGGACAGAUACUCGGCGGGGCGCGUGUGCUACUGGACCGUGCAGGUGCCAGGCGCUCGCGCCAUCCUCUUCAACUUCACCUUCUUCGACAUCUCCGACCAGACGGACAUGGUGGAGCUCCUGGACGGUUACACCAACCUUGUGGUGGCACGCUUCGACUGGCGAAACCCGCCGCGCGACCUGGUCAACAUCACGGGCGACUUUGUCAUCCUCUACUUCUACUCGGACCGGACCAACCAGGCGCAGGGAUUCGCCCUGCUGUACCAAGCUCUGAGGAGUCAGGACUCUGGAGAGUCCAGCGAGGACGUCACCAGCACAGUCAGCCCGGCGCUGCCCGGGGCCGUCACAGAGAGGUCCAACAGCACCUCGAAAGGCCACACCUCCCAGAUCCUCUACGUCAUCACGUCCAGCCCCGGUAAACCGGAGCACAACAUGCCAGGUCAGUGGGCUGGACCCGGCGGCCACAGCACUAUGUGGACCAUCUACGCUCUCGCCGCUCUGCUGGUCCUUACGGUCGUCGCCAUGGUCGCCAAGCUGCUGCUGCACGUCACCAUCAAACCCCCCAACAUCCCGACGGUGAGCGGCUCCGACAGCUGCAGCCAGAGCACGGCGUCCUCCGAGCCCUGGAUCAUCCUGUACCGGCCCUCCACCAUCUCCCUCUUCAAGAAGAAACUAAAGAACCACCACGGCGACCUCAGCCCUCUGGUGGGCAACUAGCGCAAUGACAACUACUUCUUCUACUACUACGACUACUGCUGCUGCUGCUGCUGCUGCUGAGCUCCGUGGACCCAGACUUGUGUGUGGCCGAGCUGACCAAUCCAAGAAGACUGUGGAACUGAUACAAGGUGCUAGCUAGCAUGUGCGCAUGACCAGCGGUGCGGGCGGGUGAGGCUCCGCCCCCCAGCCUGGGCAGUCAGAGGACACCUUGUGAUGGAGACACUUGGCCUCCAUCACAGACUCAAGGGAGGAGGAACUCUUUGCUGCCUCGUGUGGACGAUAAUCAUCCAAAGAGUUUUUUCUUUUGUCUUCGAGAAAAACGGACCACAACAGGGACACUUUCGGGAGGCAUCAUCGCCAGGAUGAGCUCGCUCGCCCACUCAGCUGUGGAGAGGAGCUCAAUGUACAUGUUGAUAGGGGACUGUGGCGGGAAGGGGCGGGGUCAGUUGUGUUCAAGUGCCUUACGGAUCCACUUUGUCCCAAAUGCUCAGAUGGCGUCCACAGGCGCCGUGGUUUCACUGUCCAUCACUCACUGUCAAGUGACUCAGAAAAACAGACAGCGUCAGGGAGGUGGGUUGAGUCAGAGAGGAGACUCUCGAGUCAGUCUCCCGAGCAGAGAUUAGAUCUGACAGGAAUGACUCCAAAACUUUCUGAUAAAGGAAGACUAAACCAUCAAAUCUGCAAAAAGUUAUCGUCACCUGACACUGUAAAAGUAGAGGAGGUGGAGUUUUGCUUGAGAUGAAUGUACAUAAUACAGCGUCACUGAAACCUGCUUCAGCAGUGAAACCGCGGUCAUGUGGACGCGUCCCACCUGAUCCUCUCACGGGCGACGCCGCCGUGACUCGCAGGCACUCGGUCUGUAAAAAUAACCAUGUGAUCGCUCCAAGACAGGUUGUCACGUCCCGCUCGUCUUACUGAACAUAUUGUUCACAUCGAUCGUUGAGUGUGUGUCAUCAAAACACAACCAACUUCCACUUGUCAAGUGACAGCCACAUCACAAAUGGAACGCACUUACAGAGGCCCCUACGUGGAGCACUUGAGGCACCAGAGCUGCACCACAUCGACACGUGUCCUUCCACUUGGAGCCAGAAACCUCUUUAUCCAGCACUUCCACUAUGAAAGCACUUGAGCUACCUGAGCACUCGAAACCUUCAACUGGUGCAACUGUCAGCUACCAGCAGGGACCUGAAACUGAAUCCACUCGGGAUUCAAACCCACAACCCGUUCUCCGUGUGAUUUCAGACAGCAGGAAACAAAGAUCCAGAGUCAAAGGAAGUGAGGUCACUCCCACAGGAAGCAGCGCUACAGACUGAUGUUUGGAAUCACAUGGUUUCAAACGCAGUCUGGUUCAAGACGUGUCUUCAAUCGACCUCACUAUUGCUGACUGUUUUGACUGUCACAUGGAAACCAGAAAAUCCCUUUGAGUUACUUUAAUUCUUAAUCGACUGGAAUCCGAUUUAAGAAAUACAUCUCACUCUUUUAUUCGAGGUGAACUGGAGUGCUGUGAAAUUUUCUUCUUCAACUGAAGAAACAACAGAGUGACUCAGUAAUAUCAGCCCUCGACAUGGUUGAAUGGACCAGUGAGGACACCAGCCACUGCAGCCAGUUUGCUGCUGAGCGGCUGGCGAACACACCUGUGGAUGGAUGUGCUGUGCAGCUCUGGUCGUACCUCAGAGGAACUGAGCAAACAUGGCCGACGAGUCAGGAGCGCAGGGGUCCCAAGUCACGUCUGUGGUCAGCGCCAACGUCUGGAGAGCCGACCUGUCUUGAUGGAACUGUACAUAGCUCGUGAUUUCUUUUUAUUUAUACAGUAAAUUAUUCUUCUUUUGUACGUCAGUGGGACAUAAUCUAUCUUUUGUAUCCGUGAAGUGGCCUGGUCCUUUUAUUUAAUGUGU
Synchiropus splendidus (mandarinfish) is the source of this 3649-nucleotide messenger RNA. It is a transcript of the gene kremen1, whose product is annotated as kringle containing transmembrane protein 1. The transcript has 9 exons. NCBI's taxonomy places the organism in Eukaryota, Metazoa, Chordata, Actinopteri, Syngnathiformes, Callionymidae. Gene Ontology annotation, cellular component: plasma membrane. Bases 360 to 1754 code for a protein of 464 amino acids. Gene Ontology annotation, biological process: multicellular organism development. The record is from RefSeq and is a predicted model, not a curated record.